Molecule: messenger RNA, 411 nt
Organism: Necator americanus (New World hookworm)
Lineage: Eukaryota; Metazoa; Nematoda; Chromadorea; Rhabditida; Ancylostomatidae
Exons: 2
Coding region: 1-411 (136 amino acids)
Biological process (GO): regulation of transcription by RNA polymerase II; developmental process
Molecular function (GO): RNA polymerase II transcription regulatory region sequence-specific DNA binding; DNA-binding transcription factor activity, RNA polymerase II-specific; protein dimerization activity
Source: RefSeq, a predicted model, not a curated record
AUGCCUUCCACUCCAUCCGCUAAGCUUCUUCCGCAGAAAUUGCGCAGAAAUGAACGGGAACGGAAGCGCGUCGAUCAGGUGAAUCAAGGUUUCAACCAGUUACGACUUCGUGUCCCGCGGCCGCACGGCUCGAAACAAAAGCUCUCGAAGGUGGAAACGCUACGAGAAGCCGCUCGAUACAUUGAACAACUACGAACCGUUCUUCAACAAGGAGCCUACGAAGCUCAGUCGUCACAACGCGCUCUAAUCCAACAGCAGCAACAACAACAGCCACAGUACUACCAUUCCAUGGACAUGUCACCGUAUUACGGUACCGCUGCACAUACGAAACCCGACAUUUCUCCUGCUUCCUCCUAUUACAGUGAUUCCUCGUUCGAAGAACAGAAGUACGGUGGUCAUUUCAUGCAAUAA